AUGCAGCUAUGUUGUCGCGCAUUCUCAAGACCAUGUUUGUCACUCAGAUCUCACCUGGCCUUGCAGAAAUGUACACCUAACUCCAGAGCGAUUCGCUGUGCAUCAACACGGCGAGUGAUCGGCAACCUCGAAACGAGAAUUGGAGACAUACCUCUCGAACGAUACCGAAACUUUUGCAUCGUUGCGCAUGUUGAUCAUGGCAAAAGUACGCUCAGUGACCGUCUGCUGGAGCUUACGGGUACGAUCGAGCCCGGAGGCAAGAAACAAAUCCUCGAUAAAUUGGAUGUCGAGAGGGAACGUGGCAUUACCGUGAAGGCACAGACAUGUAGCAUGAUCUACAAUCAUAAGGGAGAUGACUACUUGUUACACCUUGUCGAUACUCCUGGCCAUGUGGAUUUCAGGGCUGAGGUGACAAGAAGCUACGCUAGCUGCGGAGGUGCGUUGCUGCUAGUAGACGCAAGUCAAGGAGUGCAGGCUCAGACUGUUGCAAAUUUCUAUCUCGCCUUCUCCCAAGGUCUGCACUUGUUGCCGAUAAUCAACAAAAUUGAUUUACCUUCUGCUGAUCCCGAACGGGCUCUCCAACAAAUCCAAGAAACAUUCGAACUUGAUUCAAAAACAGCUGUUCUCGUAUCUGCUAAAACUGGUCUCAACGUCGGAGAAGUCCUACCAUCAAUAGUCGAACGUAUCCCUCCGUAUGUAAUCCCCAGGGCAGACCUAGCCUAUGCUUAUCAUCAUAGGCCAUCGGGAGAUUCGAGCAAGCCAUUGCGAAUGCUACUGGUCGACUCAUGGUACUCAACCUUUCGGGGAGUCGUGCUGCUUGUCAGACUUUUUGAUGGUACUCUCAAAGUUGGCGAACAAGUACGCUCAUUUGUGACCGGCAUCAAGUACACCGUUGGAGAAGUAGGAAUCAUGUACCCAGAUCAAACGCCUCAGACACUGCUGAGGGCUGGUCAGGUAGGCUAUGUAUAUUUUAAUCCAGGUAUGAAGCGAAGUCAAGAGGCCAAGGUCGGUGAUACUUUCACCACAGUUGGCAAUGAGAAGAAUGUCGAGCCCUUGCCUGGAUUUGAAGAACCUAAAUCCAUGGUCUUUGUCGCAGCGUUUCCCGUCGAUCAAAGCGAGUAUGGACGUAUAGAAGAUAGCAUUAACCAUAUCCUGUUGAACGACAGGAGUGUGACAGCACGAAAAGAGUAUUCAGAGGCCUUAGGCGCUGGCUGGAGGCUUGGCUUCCUUGGAACGCUACAUUGUUCGGUUUUUGAGGAUCGUCUUCGCCAAGAACACGGGGCGAGCAUCAUCAUAACCCCGCCUACCGUACCAGUCAAGGUCAUAUGGGCAAACGGCAAAGAAGACGUCGUUCGAAACCCUGCUGAUUUUCCAAAUGAGACGAACCGAGCUCUUGUAGCCGAGCUGCAAGAGCCUUUUGUUCUUGUCACCAUCACUCUUCCAGAGGAGUAUCUAGGGAAAGUCAUUGAGCUCUGCGAGGGUAACCGAGGCGAACAACAAGCAUUCCAAUACUUUACGGCCACCCAAGUAAUCCUGAAAUAUACACUGCCGCUCACUCAAUUGGUGGAUGACUUUUUUGGGAAGCUCAAAAGCCUGACAAAAGGGUACGCCAGUCUGGAUUACGAAGAAGCUGCAUGGCAGAAGAGUAACAUUGUCAAGUUGCAAUUGCUCGUGAACGGCAGCAUCGUUGACCCAGUCUCCAGAGUCGUUCACACAAGCCAAAUCGAGAGACUUGGACGAGAAUGGGUGACCAAAUUCAAGGAGCAUGUCGAACGCCAACUCUUCCAGAUCAUCAUUCAAGCAGCUGUCGGCCGGCGAAUCAUUGCACGAGAAACCAUUAAGCCCUUCCGAAAGGAUGUGCUCGCUAAGCUCCAUGCGGCUGAUGUGUCCCGCCGUCGAAAACUGCUCGAGAAGCAAAAGGACGGCAGAAAGAGACUCACCGGUAAGCAGGCAUAG
Bacidia gigantensis is the source of this 1956-nucleotide messenger RNA. It is a transcript of the gene GUF1, whose product is annotated as Translation factor guf1 mitochondrial. The coding region runs from base 1 to 1956 and encodes 651 amino acids. Gene Ontology annotation, molecular function: GTPase activity; mitochondrial ribosome binding; GTP binding. The record is from RefSeq and is a predicted model, not a curated record. Gene Ontology annotation, cellular component: mitochondrion. The transcript has a single exon. Lineage: Eukaryota; Fungi; Ascomycota; Lecanoromycetes; Lecanorales; Ramalinaceae. Gene Ontology annotation, biological process: positive regulation of translation.